Messenger RNA from Vigna umbellata (rice bean), 604 nucleotides. NCBI's taxonomy places the organism in Eukaryota, Viridiplantae, Streptophyta, Magnoliopsida, Fabales, Fabaceae. The record is from RefSeq and is a predicted model, not a curated record.
AUGCAACAAAUUCCAGCUUAUGCAAAGCACAUGAAGCAAGUCUCCACAAAGAAGAGAUAUCUAAAUGAAAAGCGAGAUUGCAGUGUUAUUGAGAAAAAACCACUUCCUCCAAAAGUGAAAGAUUUAGGAAGUUUUACUAUUUCUUGCGUCAUUGGGAAGGAGAAUAUAAGGAAAGCCCUAUUUGAUUUAGGGUCAAGUAUAAAUUUGAUGCCUUUAUCUCUGCUCAAAAGGAUUGUUGAUCUUGAAGUCAAACCAACAAAGGUGACUUUACUAAUGGCAGAUGGAUCUUCAAAGAAACCCUAUGGUGUGGCGGAAGAUAUAGUGGUUUCCAUGGACAAACUAAAAUUCCUGGUAAAUUUAAUGGUGAUGGAGAUGAAGGAGGAUGAGAAGGUCCCAAUCAUUCUUGGGAGACCGUUUAUGAAAACGACAACGAUAAUUAUCAAUGUGGAUGAUGCGAUGAUAGUGCUUCAAGACCGAGGAGAAAAAGUGAUCUUUAAUGUCUUCGAAGGGGUGCAGCAGAUUCAAGUGAAGGAGGCUAGUCAUAAAGCUGCAUGUAAGGAUGCACCCUUAAAUAGUUCAAAAGCUGCAAAGCCGGUCUUCAAAG